AUGGUAUCAGAUAAUGCGACUAUUUUUCACAGUGACAUAUUCAAAACCUUCUGUCUGAACAAUGGCAUUUUGCAAAAGUUUAUAGCGCCAGGUCAUCCUGCAACUAACGGGUUGGCCGAACGUUAUAUACAAACCUUGAAAUCAAAACUGAAGUGUAUGACCGAACCAGGUUCUAUACAACACAAGGUCCGCGAAAUAUUAUUCAGAUACAGAGCCACUCCUCUCCAGAAUGGCAAAACUCCAGCCGAAUUGUAUUUGAAUAGAAACAUUAGGUGCCAGCUCGACGUCUUCAAGCCUCCUUCUUUAAAAAUCCAAAAACGAGUACAAUUCGACCUGCCACCAUCACGACAAUUCAAAAUUGGGGACAAGGUACUAGCAAGAUGGUAUUCGAACAACAAGAAUACUUGGAAAUUUGGUUCGAUCAUCCAAAAAUUCGGACAUCUCCACUACCAAGUUGAACUUAAUAAUGGUUACCGGCUCAAACGACACACGAACCAGUUGAGAAAAGCCAACUUCGAUAUAUACCCCAACCGUCAGCUACCCUUGCAACCACCACAAAUUACUUCAGAUUCGGAAUCACCUGAAAUCAACCACCACUACGAAAAACUGGCGUCCAUGCUCCUACCAGCCAAUCCUGGAUCGGAUGUUAUUCCUGAUGUCGAAGCUGAACCUUCAGAAGUUGGACAAUCUCCAACAGUGGAAUCCGUCCGGCGAUCUACUCGACCUCGCCGUCCUCCAGAACGUUUUAGAGACUAUGUCAUGUGA
This is a messenger RNA of Photinus pyralis (common eastern firefly), 765 nucleotides long. RefSeq lists its product as uncharacterized. Gene Ontology annotation, biological process: DNA integration. The record is from RefSeq and is a predicted model, not a curated record. Gene Ontology annotation, molecular function: nucleic acid binding. Bases 1 to 765 code for a protein of 254 amino acids. NCBI's taxonomy places the organism in Eukaryota, Metazoa, Arthropoda, Insecta, Coleoptera, Lampyridae. The transcript has a single exon.